Carassius auratus (goldfish) is the source of this 1866-nucleotide messenger RNA. RefSeq names its product UBX domain protein 11 (gene ubxn11). Lineage: Eukaryota; Metazoa; Chordata; Actinopteri; Cypriniformes; Cyprinidae. Gene Ontology annotation, biological process: proteasome-mediated ubiquitin-dependent protein catabolic process. Bases 236 to 1753 code for a protein of 505 amino acids. Gene Ontology annotation, molecular function: ubiquitin binding. The record is from RefSeq and is a predicted model, not a curated record. The transcript is spliced from 13 exons.
GCGAACUUAAACACAGAAAUACGAUAUGCUUUAGGGCUUUCAUGGACAUUUAAAAUAAAUAAAUAGUUUAGCAAACAGGUCAACAUAUUGCUUUUCUGAAUAUACUGUGCUUGGGAAAGGAAAGGAAGAGUUAUAUCCUUUGAAUCUUUUAAAGUUCGCAUUGCUACAUUUAUUCAUUCUAAAUGCCGUGAUCUGCAUUAGUAACGUUACCAAAUAACGUCCUGCUGUUAGAAACAUGAGCUCACCGCUGUCCACCCUGAAGAAGAACAAAAGAGUUCCUCUACCAGACAUGAAGAGUGAAGGGGACAGAAAGCCUUACAAAGACAGGUCAGACAAUGACUAUGAAGCUAAAUUAUUCAGAGAGAUUUUUCCACAAAACCAGCCAGUGCCACACAUCACAGACAAUCUUUCCACUGUAAGAUCAAAGGUCAUGCAAAAAAAGGUGGCAAAAGAAGCUCCGCCGAGUGAUUUUGAACUGAUGUCAAGUAUGAUGCAGAAGAUCGUUCAGCUUGAGAAAAAGGUGAAAACUCAGGCUGUGGAUAUUGAGCAUAAGGCAAGAAGAAUAACAGUUCUGGAAGAGAAACUGAAUCUUUUCCAAGAUGCAAAGGGGAAAUCUACAAGUAAUGAGAACCAAGAUGAAGAACUGGUUAAAUUGUGCCUCAAGCUUCAAAACCAAGUGUUGGAAAUGGAGAAGUUUCUGAAUGAUUAUGGGAUGAUCUGGGUCGGACGUUAUGAAGAACGCGAGCAGGCCAACAGCCAUCUUCCUGGAGCAACUAAUGCACGCAAGAGUUUGAGAAUGAACUAUGACCUGGUCCUGCAGAACAUCCAGGAACUGAACAUCGUAGCAGGGGAAGGGGAGUCCCAUGUGACCGCUGUCCCUGGUGGGGCCAAACUUACCCAGCAGUCCUCCAUACCUCUUUGGCUUUACAAAAAUGGCAUUGUCAUGUUCAGUGGUCCAUUCCGCUCCUAUCAAGACCCACGCACACAGGAAUUCAUGCAGGACUUGAUGGAUGGGUUUUUUCCUUCUGAGCUUCAGGAAAGAUUUCCUAAUGGUGUGCCCUUCCAGGUUAGUGACAAACGUGACGAGGAGUUCAUAGUUAGGCGACCAGGGACUGAGUUUCCUGGAAGAGGGCAAACGAUAGAUGGAGCAGGAAGCCAUUCAAUGCACCUUUCUGAGCAGACUAGCUCCACAGCGCCAAAACAGAGUCAGAUACCAGGCAGAAAGCUGUCCAUGGAGCAGUUCUUGCGGAAGCUCCCAGAGACUGUGGUGAAGGAAGGCAAAGUGAUCAGUAUACGUGACUCAGUCAAGGCUCAUCUACUGGGCUUUCCUGAUGGUGCCAAAAGGCAUUCGGUGACUACUGUGGAAACGUCUGCCCUGCAGGCCUUGAGAGAAUGUGAGACAGACUCUUCACUAUCAGCACCAGAUGUCACCACACUACGACUGAAGGCUGAGGAUGGGAUGGAGACAUUUAUCAUGAGAAUGUUCUUCAGGGAGACCAUUGGAGAUCUCCGUCACUACUUGGACCUGAAAAGAGGACCAGAUGCUGCACUAUAUGACAUCAUUAGUGCAUUUCCACAGCGGUGCUACAGUGAUGACACCCAGACGCUAGCGUCCUGUGGUCUGACUCCAAAUGCAGCGCUGCUCCUGCGUCCACGAGCUUCAUCUCACAGACAGUGUGGAGACACAAAGAACAACAACCAUCCUCUCAUUGUAAAAUACCCAGUGAGCAUCACUGGUGCACUUUCAGAUUGAUUGUAGCAUACAUGUUGCUACAAUCCAGAUGUCUCACUGAUCAUUCAUCAACUGACGGAUUUUGGAUAUUGAUAAAUCAGGUAGGAGAUAGACAGCAAUAAACAGGUUUAAAA